Messenger RNA from Cinara cedri, 7860 nucleotides. The record is from the annotation of a GenBank genome assembly. NCBI's taxonomy places the organism in Eukaryota, Metazoa, Arthropoda, Insecta, Hemiptera, Aphididae.
UCGAACAGUCAACGACAGUCAGUCGACGAAAUAUUGUACGCUCAUAUUCGUUUAUCCACAUCGUCGUGCGUUUCAUUAUCCCGGAAGUCAUCCCGCCGAUUCAGGUAAAUUGUUGGCUUUUUUAUUAUUUUUUUUUUUAUCAAAUUUCGUUUCGUCAGUAACUGUUUUCAGCGGGUACCCGCAAAAACGCGGUUUUUAUAAUAAGCAAUAUAUUGUCACGUCACGUAGACGUCGAUAGCACCCGCGCCAGCAGAUAACCCGGGUUCUCUAUAUUGUUGUCAUAAUUUUGCGUUUAUCUGUAUGUUUUCUAAAAUCAACGAAACUAAUAACGUCUCGCUAAUAACGGAUUAUUAACGGAAAAAAAAGAAAAUAGGUACUCGCAGUGGCGUAAAUCGAUCUCGAUUCCUGGUGGCGUAGGUUAGGUCAAUUUCGCAAUCCACCGACACUCCAACUUUCUCGACAUUUUUUUCUCCUUUUUUUUUUUUUUUUCUACAAACAAAAAUGUAUUAUUGCAUUGUUCGAACAGUACAAUUUUCAAAUUUUCAAAACGUUCCGGUGCGCGCAAAAGUACAACUUUGCACCGCGUUUCAACCGUACGGUGGCGCGAGCGCUGUAUUAUUUGCACAGGCCGAUUUCCGCCGCUGGAUAACCGAAACGCCUUUACCGCGUUGAGUUUAUCCGGUUUUUUUUUCCGGCAGGAUUUUUUUUUUUUUUCUUCGUUACGCAUUCGUUGAGACGGCAAAUACCGCAGCGUCAUUGUGCGUUUGGCGGCGACGUCGUGGUAAGACGGGGGGGGAGGAGGGGGCGACGAUCAAACAGCCGGGCGGCGAAAUGAAAGUGGUUACGUGUACUCGAGGCCGUGCGCGGUUCGCCCGUUUAUUCUGACCUCGGAUGGUCGUUUUUUUCGACCGUAUUCACGCACUGCAACCGACCGCAAUAAUAAUUAUUAUUAUUAUUCCGAUUCGUUCGACCGUAUUCGGAAAUGUAUGGGACAAAAUUCGGCGCACAACAAUUAUUAUUACAUUAUUGUAAAAGCCUUAUUUUCGUCGGCCGUUUUCAUUUUUCCGACCAAACGUUUCCAAACACGGGUUCGCGUGCAUCGUGUACCAAUAGUUUGAAUUGGCGUAUUUGCGCGACAGUUACAAAGAUAAAAAAAAAAAAAAACUACCGUAGUUGUAGUAGCGCACAUAUUCGUGUUUCCUUCUUCCCUCCCCCCGUGUUGUGUACCGGGUUGACCGAGAGUAUAAUAUUAUAACAAAUCCACGAAGGUUUCGCGACGAAAACGAUGUAUCGUUUUCUUUUUUUUUUUCUUUUUUUAUAAUUUUUACGGAAAAACUCUCGGGAAUCGAAUGCAGACAUUUUUUUCAAAUAAAAUACCGCCGAGCGAUAAGUCUCAGGACGGCGUGGGAAAAAAAAAACCGCGUCUUAGUAAAACAAUAAUAAUUCCGUCGCUAUAAACACUCGGAAUCUAAAACCGCAAUCUAAUACUUUUAUAAUUACUCUCGUACGAAUAAAUACGAAAAUAGUGUGUACACCAUCAUGUACUGAUAUGAAACACAAACGACCUGGACAAAUUCCCUUUACCGAGUUAUGACUUUGUCGACUCAUUCAAUCAGAACUUUGGUGAAGUCUCACGCGCCCAAGUUUGUAAAUUAAUAGGUACUCCAUUACGUUAACGGUAUCGAUUGUUAUAAAUAACGUCAUAACUAUGUAAAUUCGGCAUUUUAUCCGAAAUCGUUCUUUAAUAGCCGCGUCGUUAUUAUCGCAAUAACCAUUUUUUUUUUCAUUCAAUAAUACGUUCUUAUUAUAUGAAUUCCGUGUAGUUUUCGGUGGUUUCCACUGUACUCGUCGACCGUCCGCGAACAGUUAUUGUCGAAAACGUUAUUUCGUUUUAAACUCUAAAAAUCAUCGGACGGCGACGUCGGUAAUAAUCAUAAUUAUUAUUAUUAUUAAUUCUCGACCAAAUACCCACGCGAAUAACACUCCACGUGCACAAAUUAAUCGUUCGGUGGGAAUUCUCCUUGGGUACCCGGGAGUUAUCCUUGGACCCAUCCUUGUCCAUGCCGCGCCAUUAGGCUGGUUUAAUGCGUAAUAAUAUACGCGUAUCCAGCCUGUAAAAUAUUUUUUACGCACAGAAAUCGCAAGGUUUCCGAGGAAUCCGAAAUGAUUAAUCAUACUGCAGGAAACUAUUUAUUAACUGAGCGCAAUUAUAACCCCACACGAAUAUCGUUUCACGUAAAUGAUAUUGUUACUUGCGCAAUAUCGAACGGCUAUUUUUAGGUGCCCAGUCAACUAUUCGAAACUUAUUUUUACCGAACGAGAGUAACCGGUUUAUUAUGUAACGAAUUUUAUUACUCGUGCACAGGAAAUAGAAAAAAAAAAUACUGUUAUAUUUUUUUUGAUUAGAUAUACUACUAUUGUGUAGUUCUUUCGAAUUUAGUGGGAUGAAAUCUAAAAUUCGAGAAACUCGAUCUCGAUAAAUUGAACAGACUCAACAGUAGCGUGUUUAGGAUUUCGUCAACGAGGGGGGACAUUGAAUUUGAAAACCGUGUCGUAUUGUGCAAUGCGUAUCAGGGUUAAAAAAAAAAAUCAAUUUUAUAUUCUUGUAAGUAAUUCAUAAUUCGAUUUGCCUUACAUUGUAAUUUAAAUCAAAUAAUCAGUUAUACCUUAUAUAGUGAUAUAAGUAUUAAUUAAUUUACUGUUUAUUAGGCACAAAUAAUAUACAGAAGGUUAUUUUUAUAAUCAAAGUGGUUUGGAUCCUAUAGGUUUCCUUUUAAGUGAGAAAAUGUAUCCGUUGGCGGUUUUAUUUUUUGACAUUAUUAUUAAUAUUAUAGGUGUUGACACAUAAAAUGUUUGAUUUUUCUGAUUAAAAAGUUGAAUUUAAAAAUUCAUAUAAAUAAUUGAUACUAGAAAAAAAGUUCAAAGAGGGAGUGUGGGAUAUCUCAUUAAUCUCGCUGCUGAAACUCGACGAGUAAAUUCGCAUUUGUUUUCGAAAUAUCAUUCUUAUAUCUUCGCCACAUCGACCGGCCAUUUCGGAACGAAAACACGUUUGAAUUAUCGCGCCAGUGUUCGGCAAAGUCGGAAAUUCGCUCGUUUCGUUUGCACAUCGCGAACGGGCGUUUAUUUUUACGAAUCGCCGAAUAUGUUUUCAAACGCGAACAUUCGACGGUCUCUGCCAGUGGGCCAUUGCGAUGAAAUUAUGCUGAUACCGGCGAUACCCGCGUCAAAUGUUACGCGGUCAACAAAACCCGUUUGUUUUUAUUCGUGUAAUAAUCGACUCGUUAAAAACAGUUUUCACCGUUCGUUAUUGAUCUUUUUCGUCACUCGAUGAAUAAUAUUUCGAUUUAUUUUCAGAAUGCCUAUCGACUUUUACUACACUCCGGGCAGCGCGCCAUGCAGAGCCGUUUUGUUGGCCGCCAAGUCUUUGGACUUGGAACUGAAUUUGAAGCCGUUGGAUCUGCACCACGGCGAACAUUUAAAACCGGAAUUCGUCAAGGUAAAGCUUACAUAAAUAAAAUUAACAUUAACGGCGCAGUCGGUGUAAUCGUUUAUGAUUUUUUUUUUUCAUGUACAGCUUAACCCCCAACAUUGUGUACCGACAUUAGUGGACGGUGACUUGGUUUUAUGGGAGAGGUGAGUACAAUUAUUUUCAGAUUAAAUAAACAACUGUAAAUGACAGGCGUGUUUAUUUACUGUAGUAACCAUCACAAUUCACACGAUUAAAUUUGAAAUGUUAUUAUUUGCGUUAUCGUGUCCAUACGAUUGAUUUGUUAUUAGUAGUUUACCAUUAAAAAAAUUGGAUUUAAUCAAAAAAGAUUAAAAUAGCUAAAAUCAUGUCCCCGACAACGCGAUUAUUUUUUAAAAAACCGCGUAAAAAUAGGUUAUUGCGAGUAGUUUGUGAAGUCUAUUAAUGUGAGAUAUACUAAUAUUAAUAUUUUUUUAUAUAUCUAUACAGAAGCUCCACAGAUAUCUGUGGUCUGCACCUUUUGAGGAUUGAGACAAUAUAAAAUAAAAUGUUAUGGUUUAUUGACUAAAAAUUGGAUUCUGUGACCGAUUUCUCUGAAUAUCUCACGGUUUUUUCUUAUUAGUUCCAGGAGUGUUUUCGGAGAGUGCUUUAAACGGAGAGAAUUCAACCUCUAAAGUGAGACUCACACCGGAACGUUGUCCUUAAAAUACGAACAUUACACUUUUUUUGUUUUUGUUUAUUUCUAGUAUCCAAUGGUUACACGGGGAAAAACUAUUUUUAUUUUUACUACUCAUAUAAUCAAUUAUUGUUUCCAAGGAAAGACCCGUUUUUGUUUUUUUUCCCUCGUUCAAUACUACUGACAUGGUAAUACAGCUAGUAUCUAUUUUAUUAAUUAAAAAUAAUUAAUGAAACAUAAAUGUGAAGGAAAACUGGUCGUUAUUUGAUAUUACUUAUCGAACCGAAAACUGAUUAAAUAGCUAUAUAUAUAUAUAUAUGCGCGAAACAUUUACUUUAGCUAGAUAUCCAAUAAUAAUGUUAUAAGGACUGUGCGGAAUCGACCAUAGAUAUUUUCUGGAAAUUGUCGACGUUGAACGUUUCGAAUAAUGUGAAAUAAGCGUGAAUAAUAUAAAUUUUAAAAAAUAAUUGAAGGAAGGGUUCGGUGCAACAACAAGCCAAGUCCUCUUUUUGAAUUUUUUUAAAAGAUAGAAGAAAACCCAUCCGUUUGUGGGACUCGUCUCCUUUUCGCCCGGACUUUGGUUACAUCAGACAAAUCCUGAUUACCUACUAUUUGUUCUGUAUCUAGUAGACGGACUUGCAUUAUUAUCGCAUCACCUUACGUAGCAUUAUUUAUUGCUUUACUCGAAACUAUUAAAAAGUCAUUUCGGAUUUGCAUGGUCGUUGUACUCCGUCGCCACACUCUAAAAAAUAACUCACAAAUAACGGAGUGUGUGUGGAAUAAAUACAUUUUUGUAAUUCAACAUCCGAGCUCUACACUUUUUAUAACACAAUAACCGUAACAAUAUCGUGUAGGUAUGAAUAAUAACAAUAUUUGUCCGGUUUCCGUUAGGUCAGCGAUAAGAAUAUUAAUUAGGUUAAUAUUUAUGCACUUAAUGAUUUGAAUUUGUUUUUUUUCGUAUUGCGUGCGAUGUACAUUAAUAUUAUUACGAACGAGAUAAACCGUUUCGACGAAUGUACUCAAUUAUCAUAUUAUUUAAUAUAAUAUUGGUAGCAUUAUAUUUUCGAUCCUAUACAGGGUGUCUCGGAAAUCGGACAAAUGAAACAACUGUUUCUGUUGAAUAUUUUUUAAGGUUUUUUUUUUUUUAAUAAUUUCCAGAAUCUCAAGCUAUGUUUCUUAUAUUUUAGAUUCCGAGCGUAGCGAGGGAGCUAGUGGUUUUACAAUGCUAUUUAUUUUUUUUCUUUGUUCUAGACUGUGGGUACGUUUUUCCUAGUCAAUUUGCUCCGAUGUAUAAGUGUAGCACCUCUUCUAAAAGCUCAAGUUGUUUAGAUUGUACUUAAAACAAGUCAUUUUUUGAUUUUCGAUGCCAUUUUUUAAAUAAAAGCACUAAAGUGGGAAAAAACGUAGGAAAACGUACAGUUUCACGAUUUCAUCAUUUUAUAAAAACACGGACGACGUUUUUUACCAGAAAAAAUGAUUUAAUCAAAAAAUCACAAAACACCUUUUUUUUUGCAUUUUUGGUUUAGUUUUUACGGUGUCAUCGAUAAAAAUGUUGAGCCAUUUUUGAACUUUUAAUGAAUUUUAAUUUUUGGGAGUUUGUUUGCUGUUAUUCAGUUAUAAAUACACGUAGAGACUUGAAACUUGGAAAAAUAUUUUUAUUGGACUUACCUAGAAGUGGUUAGGCCCAAAAGUCGCCCAAAGUCAAUGACCGAAUAUUUUAUAUAGGGUCUUGUGCGUGACUCUAAGCGCAUUUGAAAUUUAUACACCGAGGAAUUCGUUAAGAAGUACGUUCAUAUUAAUUAUUAUUUUAUAAAAAUCCAAAGAAGUACGCAAACAUAUGAUUCGACACGAAACGCGAAGAUCCAAAUUAAAAAAAACUCCAAUAGAAAGCUGAAAAUUGGUUACUUCUCGUCACUUAAAGGAAUGAUUUUAAUACAUGUAUCACUGAAGGAGUGGUCAGGAGGAUUGACACCUGACACUUGAAUCAUGUCCUCUGAAUACGAAUAGCGGAUUUCUUUUAAGGCAAAUCGAAAAGUAUUUUACACGCAUAAAAUCGAACCGGACGUUUUACAAUUUAAAGACUUUAGUUUUUUUUUUCAUUUUUUUCAUUUUACCUUGUUACGGUAUUCUGGCCAAGGAACGGUUUCAAACGAUAUCGAGGUAUUAUAUGGAAAUUAUUUUACAUAUAUACCGUCCUUUAUAACACUAUAUUUAGAUUGCCAAAGGUCGUAGUACGGCUAUCUGGAUAGAGCUUUUUACAUAAUAAGUAUCUAAAAAAGUCCCCUCGGAUUGUGAUGAAACUACUGAUUCGUUUUCCCGUCCAAUAUAGAAAAUCGGGACGAAUAUAAAAUAUAACCUCAGGUGACGCUAGGGAAACCGACAGCUAAUAAUAACAUUAUAAUAUAGGGGUAUUUUUUUGUGACCUGUUCGUAAGUUACAAAAUGUUAAUAUUACUUUCGUAACGAUCUAUUUGUCGAUGACGUUUUAUUGCUGCGUAUUAUUUCUGUUCGAAUAAACUCGCGACUUUACAAUGUUAAAUUAUAGUUGGUUCCGGUAAAAGCCGUUUGAAAGUCGAUAUUGCGAAAUUAAAAUUAAAUUCCAUUGAAUUCGAUUAAUUGUUACAGCCGAGCGAUCAUCGUGUACUUGGUCCAAGUGUACGGAAAAGACGACUCGCUGUUCCCGAAGGACCCGAAGAAGCAGGCGGUGAUCAACCAAAGAUUGCAGUUCGAUCUCGGCACUUUGUACCCGGCCUUUGCCGAUCAAUACGUGAGUGGCUACUAUAGUAAUACACCAAUUAUUAUGAUUUUAGAUUUUUGGGUCAGUGAAAAUCGUCAAAUACGUUCUCACCGCGUAGGUAUACAAUAUUAUCUUCGAUGCCUAUUUUUCGUCUACAGUUUUUCGGAAAUAUUUGGCAAACUGCAGACAAGAAAAUAAUAUUACAAUACACUUACGCCGGUUUUAUUUUUUCGAUUUUUUUUUCCGGACUAAAGUAUAGACAUAUAAAAUUGAGAAAAUCCGCAUAUACAUAUAACAUGUGUUGAUAGGAGGGUUCGCGAACGGGAUUUCCGUGAUCCUGCAUUAUUAUACUUACUGUUGUGCCUUAUAUUUAUAUAUUAUUUUUAUUGUACCUUUAUUAUAGUACCCGUGGAUAUUUGCCGGAGUACCCAAAACUGACGAAAAAGAGAAAAAAAUCCAUGACGCUCUUGCGUUUUUGGAAAUAUUUUUGGCAUCUUCUGAUUGGGCUGCGGGCGAUAACGUUACGGUGGCCGAUUUGGCUUUGGUCGCUUCCAUUUCAACUUUCGAGGUAUGUUAUAAUAAGAAUACUUCUUUUGCAUAUCAUGUUGAACGCGCGCGCAGUAUUAUUCAUUUUUUAUUUAUUUUUUUUUUAAGUCGGUCGACGUUGAACUUAAGAAGUACGCUAACAUUUCUAAAUGGUUGGAAAAAUGUAAGGCAACUUUGCCUGGUUACGAAGUCAAUCAGAAGGGAGCCGAUGGGUUCAGAAAUAUGGUAGACAAUCUGACGAAGAAAUAAUAAUUUGUAUUAUUGUUUACACACUACAGCAGUACUACACGCAUUUCAUUCGAUUAAAUUAUGUAUUUUUUUUUUUUGUUUUUACUCCUAUGCUUUAUUUGGUUUCAUUCGCAUUCUACGAUGGCAUAAAUAAUAUUAUUACUUUUAAAAACAUUUUUAAAUAAUAAUAUACACUAUUUUUAUUAUU